Messenger RNA from Fragaria vesca subsp. vesca, 1919 nucleotides. Its product is annotated as major facilitator superfamily domain-containing protein 12-like. Gene Ontology annotation, cellular component: membrane. Gene Ontology annotation, molecular function: symporter activity. Bases 294 to 1664 code for a protein of 456 amino acids. Gene Ontology annotation, biological process: carbohydrate transport. The transcript has 13 exons. The record is from RefSeq and is a predicted model, not a curated record. NCBI's taxonomy places the organism in Eukaryota, Viridiplantae, Streptophyta, Magnoliopsida, Rosales, Rosaceae.
AAUUGCACUUGAAGACAAAGAGGAUAGCGGGCGCCUUCAGUAAGCAACAGCAUGACGAAAAGACAAGGCUAUCCCUGUUCGGGGCAGAGGCGCAGCGCUCUCUAAACUUGAACGUUUUGGUUCCACCGCUUCAAAGUUCAGAUGAGAUGAGAUGAGAUGAGAUGAGACGAAUUAUGGGCACACAGUGACCAACCCAUAAGGCACAAGCAAGAAAUCUCUUCCCCUCCUUUGCUUCUUUAGAAAAUUAUCAACAACGCUGGUUUACAGGUUGUGCUUAGUUUGAAACUCCCAUAAUGCAUAAUGUUACUGAAGAUGAUGAUGAUGAUUCAGUCACCAAGCCCCUUGGAAGGUGUUCUGUCAUGUAUUAUGGCGUGGGCCACAUGCUCAAUGAUAUUACUGCUUCCUGCUGGUUUACAUACCUCUUGUUAUUCUUGACAGAUAUUGGACUAUCCCCCAGGGAUGCUGCCACUGUAAUGUUAUCUGGUCAAAUAGCUGAUGGAUUUGCAACCAUAUCUGCUGGCGAACUGAUAGACAGAUUUGGACAUUUCAAAUUGUGGCAUGGUGCAGGCUCUGUGUUGGUUGCUGUUUCAUUUUCUUCCGUGUUUGGUGGUUGCAUACCAUGUAAAAUUUUCGGUACCUCUUCACCAGCAUUACGAACUGUUGGUUACAGCAUUUUUGCUGCUAUCUUCAAUGUGGGUUGGGCAGCUACCCAGGUUUCACACAUGUCCAUGCUGAAUUGUAUUACGUUGAACUCAACAAGCAGAGUGGUGCUCGCUAGCUGUCGGAAUGCUUUUACUAUGGUUGCCAACCUCGGCUUGUAUGCGGUCGCUUUUAUAAUCUUUGGUGUCACGAUAGCAAGAACACAUGCCGAUAUUGAAAAUCAGUACCGCUGGAUUGCAUAUUUGUCAAUCUUCAUAGGAUGCUGCUUUGUCGGUAUCUUUCAAUUCGGCACCAAAGAGCCAAGAUUAAAGGUAGGCGUACAAGGAAGUAAUUCUUCAAGGAUUGCAUGGACGUACUGGUUCAAGAGAGUGCUAUAUUAUCAGGUUGCUCUUGUUUAUGUGCUUACCAGACUAGUGGUUAAUGUUUCACAGGCAUAUCUUGCAUUCUAUGUUAUAGAUGAUCUGCAGAUGGCACAAUCGGCAAAAGCUCUGGUUCCUGCAAUCAUCUACAUAAGUAGCUUCCUCGUAUCUGUGAUAUUGCAGGAGAUACAAUGGACUGGACGAUUCUUGAAGGCCUACUACUCAGCUGGAGCUAUUAUUUGGAUAUUUUGUGGCGCAGGGAUCCUGCUUUUACCUAGAAGCAUGAGUGCUUUCAUGUAUAUUAUAUCUAUAUUUAUUGGCAUAGCAAAUGCUUUAAUGAUGGUGACCGGAGUAAGCAUGCAAAGUGUUUUAAUUGAUACAGAUCUCAAUGGCUGUGCAUUUGUUUGUGGAUCGUUCAGCUUCUUGGACAAAAUCUCAUGUGGGGUUGCUUUGUUCGUUCUUCAGUCGUAUCAAAGUGAUUCAGUCAUACAGAAUAGCCAUUCUAAUCUUGUCCACAUAUCAGUUACAAGAUUCGGGUUGGGUCUUGUUCCGGCAUUUUGUGCACUUGUAUCUGUGGCAGUUACAUACACUAUGAAACUCCAACCUGCUCGCUGCAAACCUCUAAUGGAGCCUCUAUUGAUAUAGAUCAUACCAAAUUUAUAGAUCAUAUCAAAUUGACGCAAAGUUCCUUGAUACGUGUUGGAGAUGGCAAUUGUUGUUUCAUGCACAUUUUGGGAAAAAGCUUGGAAGACAUCUGAUAAUGGUUUUACGAAAAGAUCCUGUAAGCUAUUUGUCAUUUCACUAAUGGCAUGAUAUUUUUUACGCCUAUUUUCUUGUCGUUUUUAAUCUUUUGUGGAAGGCAUUAGUCGCAUAACUAUAGGGUUAUGGUCUGUGUAUAAU